Messenger RNA from Oncorhynchus tshawytscha (Chinook salmon), 471 nucleotides. It is a transcript of the gene ndufs6, whose product is annotated as NADH:ubiquinone oxidoreductase subunit S6. NCBI's taxonomy places the organism in Eukaryota, Metazoa, Chordata, Actinopteri, Salmoniformes, Salmonidae. The transcript has 4 exons. Bases 17 to 406 code for a protein of 129 amino acids. The record is from RefSeq and is a predicted model, not a curated record. Gene Ontology annotation, biological process: mitochondrial electron transport, NADH to ubiquinone.
AGAGUCCAUUGUAAACAUGGCGGCCGCGCUGCGUCGGAUUCUGUCCUUCAGUAGAAAUGCUAAAGUGUUUGUAUCACCUUUGAAGACAUCGGCGCUUUCUGUACAGCGCUACAGUCUAGAAGUGUCGACCACUGGAGAGCAAAUUACCCACACUGGACAGGUGUAUGAUGAAAAUGAUCCCAGGCGGGCCAGGUUCGUGGGACGACAGAAAGAGGUGAACAAGAACUUUGCCAUCAAGCUGGUGGCUGAGGAGCCGGUCAGUGGCGUUGAGGCCAGAGUGGUGUCAUGUGACGGGGGUGGAGGAGCACUAGGCCACCCCAAAGUCUAUAUCAACCUGGAUAAAGAAACGAAAGUGGGCACAUGUGGCUACUGUGGACUGCAGUUCAAACAGACCCAUCAUCAUUGAGACUUGUUCUCAGUCAAUCUUGCUCUGUUUAGUGUUAUUCUGGUUAAUAAAUGAUAUCUGCUAUU